Haliaeetus leucocephalus (bald eagle) is the source of this 5648-nucleotide messenger RNA. It is a transcript of the gene CREBRF, whose product is annotated as CREB3 regulatory factor. The record is from RefSeq and is a predicted model, not a curated record. The transcript is spliced from 10 exons. NCBI's taxonomy places the organism in Eukaryota, Metazoa, Chordata, Aves, Accipitriformes, Accipitridae. Gene Ontology annotation, molecular function: DNA-binding transcription factor activity, RNA polymerase II-specific; RNA polymerase II transcription regulatory region sequence-specific DNA binding. The coding region runs from base 735 to 2753 and encodes 672 amino acids. Gene Ontology annotation, biological process: response to unfolded protein; regulation of transcription by RNA polymerase II. Gene Ontology annotation, cellular component: nucleus.
AGGACGGGGCACGGUCCCGCCUCCCGCUGGGAGCCGGUCCCCGUAGGCUUGAGUUCUAAAAUAUCGAUAACUAACGCGGGCCGCCUCAGGAGCUGCCUCCGGGCCUGUCUCUGGCUUUCGGCGUCUCCCCACACGGGUCUUCGACACCUCUCCGGGUCUGGGUUAAGCUCACGCAGGCUUUGAGGUGGGCGGCAGCUUGCCGAGAGCCCCUCGUGUCACCAAGGACCGAAGCCUGAACUGUGUUUCCCCUCCGUCCUGAAGGUGCACAGCUUGGACGUUAUUUUAUGUAACGAUGCCCACGGUAUUACUGGUAUGCCCUAAUCUCAUCCCUGUGAGUUGGCAGUGGUUUAAUGCAACUGUGCAGCAUGGCAAGGCCAGCCCACAGUGUUUCUCAGGGUAUCAUCUAGUGUAACUGAUCAGAUAUCAAAGAUAAUUUAAUGAACAGAAUUCACUGUGUCACGCUCCAGUAUAAAACACAUGCUCUUUUUCAGGCUUCUCUACGCAACAGGCUGAACAGUUUCAAUCAUUCAGCUCUUCCAGCUGAAAUGUUAACUUCUCAUUUAAAAAGUCUACAAAAAGAAGAGCUCAGUCAGGGUGUACUGAAGUUAUCCUAAGGAAAAAUUUCAUUGCAUGGAUUGUGUAAACUCACUGAGACUGAAAUAAAGCUGGAAAGGAAUCUACAAGUGAAUAAAACAAGAAGUUUGGAAUUGGAUUUGGGGAAUCUGGGCUUGGAAAUGCCUCAGCCCAGUGUGAGUGGAAUGGACCCUCCUUUUGGGGACGCCUUUCGGAGCCAUGUGUUUUCAGAGCAGACUCUGAUGAGCACGGAUCUCUUGGCAAGCAGUUCAGAUCCAGACUUCAUGUAUGAACUGGACAGAGAAAUGGACUAUCAGCAAAGCUCCAGAGACAACUUACUUUCAAUGGAGGACUGCAAAGACCUUGAGAACUUGGAGUCUUUUACGGACAUCCUGGACAAAGAAGCUGCUCUCACCUCAAAGUGGGAGCAGUGGGACACCUACUGUGAAGACUUAACUAAGUACACUAAAUUAACCAGCUGUGACAUCUGGGGAACAAAAGAGGUCGAUUACCUGGGCCUUGAUGACUUUUCAAGCCCAUACCAAGAUGAAGAGGUGAUAAGCAAAACGCCGACACUGGCUCAGCUUAACAGUGAGGACUCUCAACCUGUUUCUGAUUCACUCUAUUACCCUGAUUUGCUCUUUAGUGUAAAACAAAACCCUUUAAAUUCUUUGCUACCUGGCAAAAAAAUUGCAACCAGAGCAGCAGCCCCAGUCUGUUCCUCCAAGAACGUUCAGGCUGAGGCACCUUUGUCGGACUGUGUUCAGAAGGCAAGCAAACCUGCAACUCAGCCUGCUUCCAGUACACAAAUCAUGGUGAAGACCAAUGUGUACAAUAAUGAAAAGGUGAACAUUCAUGUUGAAUGUAAAGACUAUGUUAAAAAGGCAAAAGUAAAGAUCAAUCCUUUACCACAGAGCAGACCAGUGCUGAGCCAGACACAUGCUGAUGCAGCAAAGGAAAACACCUGCUAUUGUGGUGCUGUAGCAAAGAGACAAGAAAGAAAAGGAAUAGAGUCCCCGCAUAGUCACAGUACGCCUCCUAUUUUGCCUUUUAAAGAGACUCAAGAACUGCUACUCAGUCCACCCCAGGAAACCCCAGGGCUUACUGUGGGGGAGAGCAGUCUUUCUGCCAGCACAUCAGUGCCAGAUUCUUCACAGAAGAAAGAAGAGCACAACUAUUCUCUUUUUGUAACAGACAGUUUGGGUGAACAGUCAGCCAAAGGAGACCCUGAGGAAGAUGAGGAUGAUGAGGAUGAUAUUGAAGAUGAGGACCACGAUGAAGGAUUCGGCAGUGAGCAUGAGCUGUCUGAAAACGAUGAUGAGGAAGAAGAUUAUGAGGAUGAUAAAGAUGAUGACAUCAGCGAUACUUUCUCAGAACCAGCAGUAACACUUAGUGGGUCUUCAAAGGAUACUGAAUUCCUCUCUCCUGCAUGUAGAAAUGGAGACUUAACAACAGAAAUAAGAACUAACCUUCACCUAGAAGGGUAUGAAAAUGAUUCUGUGGAGGAUUUAAAAGAAAUGACUGCAAUAUCCUCUCGGAAGAGAGGCAAGCGAAGAUACUUCUGGGAGUACAGUGAGCAACUAACACCUUCACAACAAGAAAGAAUGCUGAGGCCAUCCGAGUGGAAUCGAGAUACGUUACCAAGUAACAUGUAUCAGAAGAAUGGUCUCCAUCAUGGAAAAUAUGCAGCAAAAAAGUCACGGAGGACUGAUGUAGAAGACCUAACUCCCAACCCUAGAAAACUUCUACAGAUUGGUAAUGAACUGAGGAAGCUGAAUAAGGUGAUCAGUGACCUCACGCCAGUCAGUGAACUUCCCUUAACGGCCAGACCAAGGUCAAGAAAAGAAAAGAACAAGCUGGCUUCCAGGGCUUGUAGACUAAAAAAGAAAGCCCAGUAUGAAGCCAAUAAAGUAAAACUCUGGGGUCUCAACACGGAAUAUGAUAAUUUACUGUUUGUGAUCAACUCUAUUAAACAAGAAAUAGUUAAUCGGGUGCAGGUACCUAAAGAUGAUAGAGGAGUCAACAUGGAACAGAAGUUAAACAUACUUAUUAAAGACACUCUUGGACUACCUGUAGCUGGACAGACAUCAGAAUUCGUGAAUCAAGUUUUAGAGAAGACUGCAGAAGGAGACCCCACCGGUGGCCUUGUAGGGCUACGAAUACCAAUGUCAAAAGUUUAAGACAUGACUUCAGCUGUUCUCAUCAGUCAGAUUCUACCUGUGUUGUCAAGUACUUCAUUGUAAAUUGCAUUCUGGUCUGCAUGUCAGUUUAGCAUUAUGUAAACACUUACAAUUAGGUUCCAUUGUUUUUAAAUAACAAUGUAGUAAAACAAAUCAAAGCAUGAUAUAAAAUGCUUGAUAGCAUUUUUGGACCAUAAACCAGGUAGUUUCAAAGCUGCUUUAAGCUUAAAUACGGAGAUGAGGAUUCUUUUUAAAAUUAAGUUACCUAGGACCAGAAUAUAUCACUUUUGUUUUAGAAGCAAAAACAUGUUUUUGCUAGUAAAAAUUUUUAGCAUAUGCCAGACAUUGUGACAGGUUUAUGCUCCAAGUAAAAUAAGAGGAAGCGUUUUUUUGGUAAAGCUGUCAAUUUAGGGAGUUUUUUGUGUUUGUUGUUUUUUUUUUUUUAUAAUUGGGUUUUCUUUUGUUCUUAAAAAACAGUAAGCUUUCUUUGCAACCAUUAACUUGUACAUAGCACACGUGGCAUUAGAGCUAGUGUGCCAUAUAAGACUUUAAUUUUCUGAGCUUAAUAUAGUAUUUAAAUGUCUGUGCAAGCAAGAGAAAAAAGUAUAUUCUUUGUGCCUUGUAUUUUGGGGGGAGAGCUAUCAGUAUAAGCUGGUAAAGUUUUGUAUGAAGAAAACCCUGAGGGGAAAAAACAAGAUGUAUAGAUGGUAAGAUUAUAGGUUUUAAUGUAUUUGUUCCAGCUCUUAAAAUUUUUGAAUGUAUAUAGGAAUAUGUUGAAAAUGUAGAUAUAUGCCACAGAGUCUAUGUAUUGUAUAAAAGAUGGCUCUAGAAAACUCAAUUUCGGUACUUUGGCCGGAAGAAAACAAAUACUUGCACAUUAAUGCGAUUGUUUAUUUUUGUACCAAAGACAAAUGCAACUGAUAUGGCGAACUGCCAGUCUAAGUAAAGUUUUGCACAGCUUAUAUGAUACUGUACUGAAUGUAAAAACAAAUGAAAAAAGAAAAAAAAUUAAAGGUCAGGGUUAGGGAUCUUACUGAACUGUGAAUUUUUUUGUUUGGGUCCAAUUAUCUACAGAAGGAGCAUUCAUACAUAACAAUAUUAUUUUGCUGUUCUUGUAGUUCGCUUCCAUGGUAGAUAAGUUGGUGGCCAUCUCGGAGUCUUUAAAUCUUUUUUCUCUGCACUUACUGUAGGAGAUUUUAAUAUAUUUGGAUUUUAGUAAGCUAUUGGUAAAAUAGUUUUCAACUUUGAGAAUUUAAAAAAAAUAUUUAGCUUGUUGUAGUAUACUUCCACCAAACAACCAAAAUAAAAUUAUUUUUAUUGUAAUGUGUAUAUAUGUAAAGAGAAAAAAGAGCUACAAAUAUCUAAUUCCUUAGUUGCCACUUUUCCAGUUGAUGUAUUAUUAUGCAUGUGAUGUUUCCAAGGAUCAACACAGGCUUCAAACAAAACAAAAAAAAAAUUUAUAGACUUUUAUAUUUUUGUACAGGUAUUUCGAAACUAGCUUCUUCAAACUUAUAUGUGACUUAUUCUUGUUAAUUCAGUAGUUUCUAUGAUUGAGGAAUAUUAACACACAGUUCUUAUUUGCUCUUCUGCUAAUAAGAGUUGGCUUUGUAGUCAGUGUUAACGUACAGAUUAAAAGCUUUAGCCUUUGAUGAGAAAGUACUUUAUCUCAAGGCAAGAUCAUUCUCUGGUUUCAUGGACCCCCCUCCCCCCCUUUUUCCUCCCUGUUCUUUCUCUCCCUAUUUAAAGAUGACAAAACACUGUUUACUGAAAAUAGAAAUACCAAAUAUUUUCAAAUGUAGCUGCUGAAAAAAAAUGCAAAAGUCCAUGAAGGCUUUCUCCCCACUCCCUUUGGGGAAUUUCUCCACUUCAUUUCUAGUUUGUCUAAGUUUGUUUGUACUGUGAUUCCUUUUUGUUUAUAAGUAGAUUAUUUUUAUAUCCAAGCUUGUACUAUAAAAAAAAAGUCUGAAUCGGUAAUAGUGCAGUAAGAGUGGCCGAUGAAGGUGGCAGUCCUGCCACACUUGUGAGUGUGCCCACAGCUUACUUUGUAUCUAAAUAUUUUGGAAGACUCAGAAGGGAGGAGGAGGCCAAAAUACCACUACUGAGCUGUACAGAAAGUCUUUCCUACAAGAGACUGAACAAAUACCCAGGGCAAUUUAGGCAAAACUUUGUAAAUCCACUUAAGACUUGCAAAAUCUGAGUGGAAUGUGGGUGGUUUUGUUUCAGGUGUUUUUGUUUUUAGGGUGAGGUGAGAGUUGGCUGCUGCUUUACACAGUGGGUCAGAUGUAUUCCAAUUGUAAUUAUUGCCAAUGUUGCAGUUAUUCUGGAGAUGCAUACGGCCCAUAAAACCCCGACAAAGAAUGUCUCCUGUGAAGUUAAGGCCAUGUCUGUACCAAGAUUUGAAUACUGUUCCUUUCUGAUGAAUGGUGUUAACGCACUGCUCAGAUACGAGAGGUCUAUAUGCUAUAUCCAAACUGUGUAGACAAGGCAGCAUUUCUAAACAUUAAGAGAGCAGUUUUGCAAUCAGGUAAAAAUUUCUGUGACAAAUUAAACUGACAAGGUAUUAAAAAGCCCCUUUUCACUGCUCAGAACUACUGGGCAAAUAUAACUUCAUAGCUUUUUAUUUUUGUCUGAAAACCAGAAUAUGAUUUUGGUCUAGCAUUUCAAAGUAGACUUUGAAUCUUUAGUGAAUUCCAUACCCUUGCAUUUCAGUGUUUUCUAUGUAUUAUUUUAAGUUAAAGCUUUUAAAUAGUUGAGCUUUUUAAUGUUGACACUUUAUUUUGUACCUAUUUAUAUGUAUGUAUAUCUUAGAAAAGCACUUUGUUUAAAAAAAAAAAAAAAAAAAAAAAAACUGCGUUUUAUAUGAUUCCUGCCACUUGCUGCUAACUCUGGGCUGGU